CCGUGGCUGCGAGUUGUGUCGGGUCUCAGCGCCGCUGCAGCCUCCGCCAUGGCGCGACGGGGCCAGGAUGUGGGGCCGGGUGUGGGGCAGCGCUCGGGCUCCGAGGACAACCUCUACCUGGCCGUGCUCAGGGCCUCCGAGGGCAAGAAAGAUGAGCGAGACCGCGUCCAGAAGAAAACCUUCACCAAAUGGGUCAACAAGCACCUCAUCAAGGCUCAGCGCCACGUCAACGACCUGUACGAGGACCUGCGGGACGGGCACAACCUCAUCUCGCUGCUCGAGGUGCUCUCGGGGGACAAGCUGCCCCGCGAGAAGGGCCGGAUGCGCUUCCACAAGCUGCAGAACGUACAGAUCGCCCUUAACUACCUGAAGCAUCGCCAGGUGAAGCUGGUGAACAUCCGCAAUGAUGACAUUGCCGACGGCAACCCCAAGCUCACGCUGGGGCUCAUCUGGACCAUCAUCCUGCACUUCCAGAUCUCGGACAUCCAGGUUACGGGGCAGUCUGAGGACAUGACAGCCAAGGAGAAGCUGCUCCUCUGGUCGCAGCGCAUGGUCGAGGGCUACCAGGGGCUGCGGUGCGAGAACUUCACGGCGAGCUGGCGCGACGGCCGCCUCUUCAAUGCCAUCAUCCACCGGCACAAGCCGAUGCUCAUCGACAUGAGCCGCGUUUACCGCCAGAGCAACCUGGAGAACCUGGAGCAGGCUUUCACCGUGGCCGAGCGCGACCUGGGGGUGACGCGGCUGCUGGACCCCGAAGACGUGGAUGUGCCGCAGCCGGAUGAGAAGUCCAUCAUCACCUACGUGUCGUCGCUGUACGAUGCCAUGCCGCGCGUGCCGGAGGCGCAGGACGGCGUCAAGGCCAACGAGCUGCAGCUGCGCUGGCAGGAGUACUACGAGGUGGUGACGCUGCUGCUGCAGUGGAUGCGGCAGUACACCAUCAGCUUCGAGGAGCGGCGUGUGCCUGCCAGCUACGAGGAGAUUGAGCUCCUCUGGCGCCAGUUCCUCAAGUUCAAGGAGUCCGAGCUGCCGGCCAAGGAGGCCGACAAGAACCGUUCCAAAGCCAUAUUCCAGGCCAUGGAGGGCGCGGUGCAGUCCGGGCAGCUGAAGGUGCCCCCCGGGUACCACCCGCUGGACGUGGAGAAGGAGUGGGGGGCACUGCACGUGGCUGUGCUGGAGCGCGAGAAGCUGCUGCGGGCGGAGUUCGAGAGGCUGGAGCGGCUGCAGCGCGUUGUCACCAAGCUGCAGAUGGAGUCGGGGCUCUGCGAGGAGCAGCUCAACCAGGCGGAUAAUCUGCUGCAGGCGGAGCUGCGGCUGCUGGAGGCGGGGAAGGGGCCGCAGAAGGCCGCGGAGGUGGAACGGGACCUGGACAAGGCUGAUGGGAUGAUCCGGCUGCUCUUCACCGACGUGCAGAGCCUCAAGGAUGGGCGGCAUCCGCAGGGCGAGCAGAUGUACCGCAGGGUGUACCGCCUGCAUGAGCGCCUGGUGUCCAUCCGCACCGAGUACAACCUGCGCCUCAAGUCGGGGGUCCCCGUGGCGGCGGCGGUGGCUCCGGUGGCGGCGGCUGCGGCCCCGUCCGAGGCGGCGCUGCGGUACGUGCAGGAGCUGCGGGGCUGGGUGCAGGACAACCAGCGCCGCGUGGCGGGCGCCGGCUGGGGCAUGGACCUGCCCUCGCUCGAGUCGCUGCUGAGCGCCCACCGCGGCCUCCACCGCGACAUCCACGACUUCGGUGCCAAGGUGCAGCGGGCGCGCGAGGACGAGGCCCAGCUACCCCCCAGCUCCCGCAGCGCCUACAGGGAGAGCCUGGGCAAACUGGAGCAGGAGUACGGGGAGCUACUGGAGUCGUCGUCGCAGCGGCUGCGGCACCUCGAGGCCCUGCUGGGUUUUGUGGGCGCUGCCACCGCAGAGCUGCUGUGGCUGAGCCAGCGCGAGGACGAGGAGGUGACGUUCGACUGGAGCGACCGCGGCCCCCCGCUGCCCUCCAAGCAGGAGGCCUACUCGGGGCUGAUGCGGGAGCUGGAGCUGCGGGAGCGGCGGGUGCAGGAGCUGCAGAGCUGUGGGGAACAGCUGCUGCGGGAGCAGCACCCGGCCCGUGACACCAUCGAGUCGUUCCUGGCGGCGCUGCGCACGCAGUGGAGCUGGAUGCUGCAGUUGUGCUGCUGCGUAGAGACCCACCUCAAGGAGAACGGUGCCUAUUUCCAGUUCUUCGCGGAGGUGCGCGAGGCUGAGCGGCUGCUGCGGGACCUACGGGACCUGAUGGGCCGGAAGCUGCGGAGCGACCGCGGGCUCAGCACUGCGCGCCUGGAGGACCUGCUGCAGCAUGCCAAUGAGCUGCGGGAGCAGCUGCAGGAGGUGGGGGCGCAGCUCCCGGUGCUCUCGCGCCGCGCCAGCACCAUCGUGCAGCUGAAGCCGCGCAGCCCCGGCGCCACGGUGCAGGGCCGGCCCCGUCUGCAGGCGGUCUGCGACUACCGGCAGCUGCAGAUCACGGUGCACAAGCAGGACACGUGCACCCUGCUCAGCAACGCACAGCCCCACAAGUGGAAGGUGCUGAGCGGCGGCGGCGAGGCUGAGGUGCCGAGCGUGUGCUUCAUCCUGCCGCCCCCCAACCCCGAGGCGCUGGAUGCGGUGCGGAGGCUGGAAGCUGAGCACCAGGAGCUGCUGGAGCUCUGGCACCAGCUGCACCAGGACCUGCGGAGCCUCAGGGCCUGGCAGUGCCUGACCCGUGACAUGCGGCAGAUCCAGGCCUGGUCCCAGCUCACGUUCCGCACGCUGCCGCCCGAGGAAUGCCGCCAGGUGCUGCAGAGCCUGGAGAUGCACUACCAGGAAUUCCUGCGGGAGAGCCGGGAUUCGCGCAGCUUCGCGCCUGAGGAGCGGCAGCAGCUGCAGCGCGAGUACGAGGCCUGCACCCGGCACCACGACCUGCUGAGGCGUGGCCACGAGAAAGGAGAGCAGGAUGAGUCCCUGUGCCAGAGCUUCCUGUCGCGGCUGAAGGAGCUGAGCCUGCAGCUGCAGCACUGCGAAUCCAGCACCAUCCAUUGCCUGCGGCUGCCACUUGACAAGGAUCCGCAGGUGGAAUGCGCCCGGCGCAUCACGGAGCAGCAGCAAAUCCAUGUGGAGCUGGAGGGCAUCAGGAGGAGCCUGGACUCCCUCGGGGAGGAGGCACAGGAGGUGCUGGCGCAGGUGGAGCCCCCCGGCUCAGCCCCGAUGCUGCGCUCGGAGCUGGAGGUGACGCUGCAGAAGAUGGAGCAGGUCUACAGCCUGUCCAGCAUCUACCUGGAGAAGCUGAAGACCAUCAAGCUGGUGAUCCACAGCACGCAGGGGGCUGAGGAGCUGCUCAGGAAGUACGAGGACCAGCUGAAGGACGUGCAGACGGUGCCGGCGGAUCUGCAGGAGCUGGAGGCCACGCAGGCAGAGCUGAAGCGGCUGCGGGCGCAGGCCGAGGGCCACCAGCCCCUCUUCAGCACCUUGGAGACCGACCUCAGCAAGGCCAAGGAGGUGAACGAGCGCAUGGUGCGGGGCCACAGCGAGCGGGACGUGGACCUGGAGCGGUUCCGGGAGCGGGUGCAGCAGCUGCUGGAGCGCUGGCGCGGGGUCCUGGCGCAGGCCGACCUGCGGCACCGUGACCUGGAGCAGCUGGGCCGGCAGCUGCGGAGCUACCGCGAGAGCUGCUCCGCGCUGCGCUGCUGGCUGCAGGAGGCGCGCCGGCGGCAGGAGGAGAUCCAGGCCGUGCCCAUUGCCGACGUUGCCAGCGUGCGGCAGCAGCUGCUGCAGGAGCAGGAGCUGCUGGAGGAAUGCGACCGCAACAAGGAGAAGGUGGAGGAGUGCCAGCGCCACGCCAAGCAGUACAUUGACGCCAUCAAGGACUACGAGCUGCAGCUCGUGAGCUUCAAGGCACAGGUGGAACCAAUGGCAUCACCAGCCAAGAAACCCAAAGUGCAGUCUGCGUCCGACAGCAUCAUCCAGGAGUACGUGGACCUGAGGACGCAGUACAGCGAGCUGACCACGCUCACCAGCCAGUACAUCAAGUUCAUCACCGACACGCUGCGGCGGCUGGAGGAUGAGGAGAAAGCCGCCGAGAAGCUGAAGGAGGAGGAGAGGAAGCGGCUGGCGGAGGUGGAGGCGCAGCUGGAGAAGCAGAGGCAGUUGGCCGAGGCGCACGCCAAGGCCAAGGCGCAGGCAGAGGCAGAGGCGCAGGAGCUGCAGCUCCGCAUGCAGGAGGAGGUGGCCCGGCGCGAAGUGGUGGCCGUGGACGCGGAGCAGCAGAAGCAGAACAUCCAGCAGGAGCUGCUGCAGCUGCGGCAGAACUCGGACCACCAGAUCGAGGCCAAGGUGAAGCUGAUUGAGGAGGCCGAGUCCAGCCGCAAGAAGGUGGAGGAGGAGAUCCGGGUGAUCCGGCGGCAGCUGGAGAGCACGGAGCGGCAGCGCCUGGGCGCCGAGGCCGAGCUGCGCGACCUGCGGGCGCGCGCCGAGGAGGCCGAGCGGCAGAAGCGGCAGGCGCAGGACGAGGCCGAGCGCCUGCGCCGGCAGGUGAAGGACGAGAGCCAGAAGAAGCGCGAGGCCGAGGAGGAGCUGGCGCGCAAGGUGCGGGCCGAGCGCGACGCGGCGCGCGAGAAGCAGGAGGCGGUGGCGGCGCUGGAGGGGCUGCGGCUGCAGGCGGAGGAGGCCGAGCGGCGCCUGCGGCAGGCGGAGGCCGAGAAGCAGCGGCAGAUCCAGGUGGCGCAGGAGGCGGCGCAGCGCAGCGCUGAAGCCGAGCUGCAGAGCCGGCGCCGCUCCAUGGCUGAGCAGACGGCGCAGCUGGAGCUGUCGCUGCAGCGCGAGCACGUGGCCGUGGCGCAGCUGCAGGAGGAGGCCGAGCGCCUCAAGCAGCAGCAGCGCGAGGCCGAGCAGUCGCGGGAGGAGGCGGAGAAGGAGCUGGAGCGCUGGCGGCAGAAGGCCAACGAGGCGCUGCGGCUGCGGCUGCAGGCGGAGGAGGUGGCGCACCAGAAGACGCUGGCGCAGGAGGAGGCCGAGAAGCAGAAGGAGGACGCGGAGCGCGAGGCCCGCAAGCGCGCCAAGGCGGAGCAGGCGGCUCUGCGGCAGAAGGAGGCGGCCGAGGAGGAGCUGGAGAAGCAGCGGGAGCUGGCGGAGGGCACGGCCCAGCAGAAGCUGGCGGCGGAGCAGGAGCUGAUCCGGCUGAAGGCGGAGAUGGACAACGGGGAGCAGCAGCGGCUGCUGCUGGAGGAGGAGCAGUCGCGGCUGAAGGAGGAGGUGAGCGAGGCCAUCCAGAAGCGGAAGGAGGUUGAGGAGGAGCUGGCCAAGCUGAGGGCCGAGAUGGAGGUGCUGCUGCAGAGCAAGGCCCGAGCGGAGGAGGAGUCGCGCUCCAGCAGCGAGAAGUCGAAGCAGCGGCUGGAGGCCGAGGCCAGCAAGCUGCGGGAGCUGGCGGAGGAGGCGGCGCGGCUGCGCGCCCUCUCCGAGGAGGCCAAGCGGCAGCGGCAGCUGGCGGAGGAGGAGGCCGGGCGGCAGCGCGCCGAGGCCGAGCGCAUCCUGAAGGAGAAGCUGGCGGCCAUCAAUGAGGCGUCGCGGCUGAAGGCGGAGGCGGAAAUCGCGCUGAAGGAGAAGGAGGCAGAGAACGAGCGGCUGCGGCGGCUGGCGGAGGACGAGGCGUACCAGCGGCGGCUGCUGGAGGAGCAGGCGGCGCAGCACAAGCAGGACAUCGAGGAGAAGAUUGCGCAGCUGAAGCGCAGCUCUGAGAGCGAGCUGGAGCGGCAGAAGGGGCUGGUGGAGGACACGCUGCGGCAGCGGCGGCAGGUGGAGGAGGAGAUCCGUGCGCUCAAGGCCAGUUUCGAGCGGGCCUCGGCAGGCAAGAGCGAGCUGGAACGGGAGCUGAGCCGCAUCCGCAGCGAGGCCGAGGAGGUGCAGCGCAGCCGCGAGCAGGCAGAGCACGAGGCUGAGCGGCAGCGGGCGCUGGCGCUGCAGGAGGAGGGCCGGCGGCGCGAGGCCGAGGAGAAGCUGCAGGACAUCCUGGCGGCCGAGGAGGAGGCGGCGCGGCAGCGGCGCCUGGCGCUGGAGGAGGUGGAGCGGCUCCGGGCCAUGGUGGAGGACGCGCGGCGGCAGAAGGAGCUGGCGGAGAAGGAGUCGGAGCGGCAGGUGCAGCUGGCGCGGGAGGCGGCGCAGAAGCGCAUCACGGCAGAGGAGAAGGCGCGGGUGGCCGCCAUGCAGCAGCAGGAGCAGGAGCUGCAGCAGGUGCGGCAGCAGGAGCAGAGCCUGGUGGAGCGGCUGCGCGACGAGGCCGAGCGUGCGCGGCGGGCGGCCGAGGAGGCCGAGCUGGCGCGGGGCCAGGCCGAGCAGGACGCGGGGCUGUCGCGGCGGCGCGUGGAGGAGGCCGAGCGGCUGAAGCAGCGCGCGGAGGAGGAGGCGGCGGCCACGGCGCGGGCGCAGGCGGCGGCCGAGGCGCUGCGCAAGGAGGCGGAGCUGGAGGCAGCGCGGCGGGCGCAGGCCGAGCAGGCGGCGCUGCGGCAGAAGCAGCUGGCCGACGCCGAGAUGGAGAAGCACAAGAAGUUUGCGGAGCAGACGCUGCGGCAGAAGGCGCAGGUGGAGCAGGAGCUCACCAAGGUGAAGCUGCGCCUGGAGGAGACGGACCACCAGAAGAACAUCCUGGACGAGGAGCUGCAGCGGCUGAAGGAGGAGGCGGGCGACGCCGUGCGGCAGAAGGCGCAGGUCGAGGAGGAGCUCUUCAAGGUGCGGGUGCAGCUGGAGGAGCUGGCGAGGCUGAAGAGCCGCAUCGAGGAGGAGAACAAGGCGCUGAUCCUCAAGGACAAGGACAACACGCAGAAGCUGCUGGCGGAGGAGGCAGAGAAGAUGAAGCAGGUGGCCGAGGAGGUGGCGCGGCUCAGCGUGGAGGCGCAGGAGGCCUCGCGCAUGCGGCAGCUUGCCGAGGAUGACCUGGCGCAGCAGCGGGCGCUGGCCGAGAAGAUGCUGAAGGAGAAGAUGCAGGCGGUGCAGGAGGCCACGCGGCUCAAGGCCGAGGCUGAGAUGCUGCAGAAGCAGAAGGACCUGGCGCAGGAACACGCCAAGCGGCUGCAGGAGGACAAGGAACAGAUGCAGCAGCGCCUGGCCGAGGAGACCGAGGGCUUCCAGAAGACGCUGGAGGCUGAGCGCCGGCGGCAGCUGGAGAUCACGGCCGAGGCCGAGCGCCUCAAGCUGCACGUGGCGGAGAUGAGCAUGGCCCAGGCCAAGGCAGAGGAGGAGGCCAAGAAGUUCAAGAAGCAGGCAGAGGAGAUCAGCGAGCGGCUGCACCAGACCGAGCUGGCCACACAGGAGAAGAUGACGCUGGUGCACACCCUGGAGAUCCAGCGGCACCAGAGCGACGCGGACGCGGAGAAGCUGCGCCAGGCCAUCGCCGACCUGGAGCAGGAGAAGGAGAAGCUGAAGCAGGAGGCGGCGUUGCUGCAGCAGAAGGCGGAGGAGAUGCAGGUGGCCCAGCAGGCGCAGCUCCAGCAGGAGACACAGCUCCUCCAGCAGAGCUUCCUGACGGAGAAGGAUGCGCUGCUGCAGAAGGAGAAGUUCAUCGAGGAGGAGAAAUCGAAGCUUGAGAAACUCUUUAAAGACGAGGUGGACAAAGCCCAGAACCUGAAGGCGGAGCAGGAGCGGCAGCAAAAGGAGAUGGAGCAGGAGAAGCAGCAGUUGAAAGCCAUGCUGGACGAGGCCAAGAGGCAUCAGAAGGAAGCAGAGGAGAAUGUCCGGCACAAGCAGGAGGAGCUGCAGCAGCUGGAGCGGCAGCGGCAGCACCAGGAGAAGCUUCUGGAAGAGGAGAACCAGAAGCUGCGGGAGAGGCUGGAGCAGAUGCAGGAGGAAUACAAGGCAGCACUGGCACAGACUCGUGAGAUCAUGAUCCAGACGGACGACCUGCCCGGAGAGGCCAUGGUUGCUGUGGCUCAGCCACACGUCCAAGCCAUGCCCAACGGCAGGGACGUGAUGGACGGCCUCGCACACAAUGGUGAGCCCGAGUUAGCCUUCGAUGGCAUCCGGCAGAAGGUGCCCGCAGGGAAGCUGGUGGACGCCGGCGUCCUGAGCCAGGAGAGCCUGGAGCAGCUGGUGAAGGGCACCGUGAGCGUUGGUGAGCUAGCGCAGAGGGACGAGGUCAGAAGGUACCUGCAGGGCCAGAGCAGCGUUGCCGGGUUGUUGAUCAAGCCCACCAACGAGAAGAUGAGCAUCUAUGAGGCCAUGAAGCAGAAGCUGCUGAGCCCGGGCACGGCACUGGUGCUGCUGGAGGCUCAGGCUGCCUCCGGCUUCAUCAUCGACCCGGUACGGAACACGCGGCUCUCGGUGAGCGAGGCCGUGCGAGAGGGCAUCAUUGGGCCCGAGCUGCACAACAAGAUGCUGGCAGCGGAGCGGGCGGUCACUGGCUACAAGGAUCCCUACACUGGCGACCGCAUCUCCCUCUUCCAGGCCAUGCAGAAGGGGCUCAUCGUCAAGGAGCACGGCAUCCGCCUGCUCGAGGCCCAGAUCGCCACCGGCGGCAUCAUCGACCCCGUGCACAGCCACCGCCUGCCCGUGGAAGCUGCCUACAAGCGCGGCUACUUCGAUGAGGAGAUGAACCGAACCCUCUCCGACCUCACCGAUGACACCAGGGGCUUCUUCGACCCCAACACGCAGGAGAACCUCACCUACAUGCAGCUCCUGGAGCGGUGUGUGACUGACCCUGACACGGGGCUGAGCCUCCUGCCCCUCACUGACCAGGCAGCCAAAGCCAGGGAGCUGGUCUACACUGACAAAGAAGCCAAAGACGUCUUCAAGAAGGCCACAGUGACAGCACCAUUUGGCAAGUUCCAAGGGAAGACAGUGACCAUCUGGGAGAUCAUCAACUCGGAAUACUUCACUGAGGACCAAAGGCGGGAUCUGAUCCAGCAGUACCGGACUGGCAAGAUCACGGUGGAGAAGAUCAUCAAGAUCAUCAUCACAGUUGUGGAAGAAAGUGAGAAGAAGAGCCAGAUGUGCUUUGAGGGCCUGCGGGCCCCCGUGCCUGCUGCGGAGCUGCUGGAAAGCAAAAUCAUCAACAAAGACCUCUACAAUGAGCUGCAGAAGGGCAAGAAGUCAGUGAAGGACGUGGUGGAGAUGGAGUCCGUACGGCAGUACCUGAAGGGCACCGACACCAUUGCUGGGGUCCUGGUGGAGUCGACUGGGCAGAAGUUCACUUUCUAUGAUGCCCUGAAGAGGAACCUGCUGAAGCCGGAGGUCGCCCUGUCCCUUCUGGAGGCCCAGGCUGCCACUGGCUACAUCAUCGACCCCGUGAGGAACAUGCUCUUCUCCGUGGAUGAGGCAGUGAAGGCUGAGGUGGUGGGGCCGGAACUGCACGAGAAGCUGCUGUCGGCAGAGAAGGCGGUGACCGGCUACAAAGACCCCUACACAGGCCAGACGGUUUCCCUGUUCCAGGCGCUGAAGAAGGGCCUUAUCCCCAGCGACACUGGCGUGCGUCUGCUGGAUGUCCAGCUUGCCACCGGCGGCAUCAUUGACCCUGUCCACAGCCACCGGCUCCCGCUCGACGUUGCCUACAAACGCGGCUACUUCGACCCGGAGAUGAACGAGGCGAUGGCUGAGUUCCGCGAUGACGCCAAGGCUUUCUAUUGCCCCAACACCCAGGAACACCUCACCUACGCCCAGAUGCAGAAGACCUGCCGCCGUGACAAGCAGACCGGCUUCUGCCUGCUGCCCCUCUCUGACCAAGCCAUCCAGGCGCAGCAGGAGGAGGUCUACACUGACAGCCAGGCAAAAGAGUGCUUCAACAAGACGACUGUGGAGGUCCCGGUGGGCAGCAUGAAGGGCCAGACCAUGACCAUCUGGGAGCUGAUCCACUCCGAGUACUUCACAGAGGAGCACAGGCGGGAGCUCCUCCGGCAAUACAAGACCGGCAAGGUCACCAUUGAGAAGAUCAUCAAGAUCGUCAUCACCAUCAUUGAGGAGGCAGAGACCAAGAAGCAGGAGAAGCUGACAUUCAGCGGGCUCCGGGCUCCUGUUCCGGCCAGUGAGCUGGUGGAGUCCCGCAUCAUCACCAAAGCCCAGUACGAGCAGCUGAAGGAGGGCAAGAAGUCGGUGAAGGACUUCUCUGAUACGGAGGCAGUGAGAAGAUUCUUGCAUGGCAGCGACUGCAUUGCUGGCGUUUACGUGGAGGCGACCAAGGAGAAGCUCAACAUCUACGAGGCCAUGAAGCGGAACCUGCUGCAGCCCGGUACCGCUGUGGUCCUCCUGGAGGCCCAGGCAGCCACCGGGUUCCUGAUCGAUGCCGUGAAGAACCGUAAACUCUAUGUCAACGAAGCUGUCAAGGCUGGUGUGGUGGGGCCCGAGCUGCACGAGAAGCUGCUGUCUGCGGAGAAGGCUGUCACUGGCUACAAGGACCCUUAUUCUGGCAACACCAUCUCCCUCUUCCAGGCCAUGCAGAAGGGGCUCAUUGUCAAGGAGCACGGCAUCCGCCUGCUCGAGGCCCAGAUCGCCACCGGUGGCAUCAUCGACCCCGUGCACAGCCACCGCCUGCCCGUGGAUGUGGCCUACAAGCGCGGGUACUUCGAUGAGGAGAUGAACCGAACCCUCUCCGACCCCACCGAUGACACCAGGGGCUUCUUCGACCCCAACACGCAGGAGAACCUCACCUACACGCAGCUGAAGGAGAGGUGCAUCGAGGAUCCUGAGACCGGCCUCUACCUGCUGCCACUGCGGGAGCCCGAGAAGAAGCUGCCAGUGGUGGAGACCACGCAGGUCUACACUGAGGCAGAGACACGGAAGGUGUUUGAGGAGACGCAGGUGGACAUCCCGGUGGGCAGCAGGGCGGGCUCCUCCAUGUCACUGUGGGAGAUCAUGCACUCGGAUCUGCUGCCUGAGGAGCAGCGGAAGCAGCUCAUGGAGGAGUUCAAGUCAGGCCGUGUGUCCAAGGAGCGCAUGAUCAUCAUCAUCAUCGAGAUCAUCGAGAAGACCGAGAUCAUCCGGCAGCAGAAUCUCACCUCCUAUGACUAUGUCCGGCGCCGCAUCACGGCUGAGGAACUCUACGAGGCCAGGAUCAUCUCCCAAGACAUCUACAAUCUGCUCAAGCAGGGCUCCAAGACCUUCCGGGAGAUCCUGGAUGUGGAGACCAUCUGGAAGUACCUCUAUGGAUCGGGCUGCGUGGCUGGUAUCUACAUCCCCUCCUCCAAGCAGAAGCUCAGCAUCUACCAGGCACUGAAGAAGGGGCUGAUCAACUCAGAAGUGGCCCGUUCCCUCCUGGAGGCCCAGGCUGCCACCGGCUUCAUGAUAGACCCCAUGAAGAACGAGAUGCUGACCGUCGACGAGGCCGUCAGGAAAGGUGUGGUGGGGCCCGAGAUCCACGACCGGCUCCUGUCUGCCGAGAGGGCCGUGACUGGGUACAGAGACCCCUACAGCGAGCAGAAGAUCUCCAUCUUCCAGGCCAUGAAGAAGGACCUCAUUCCCAGUGAAGAGGCCCUCAAGCUCCUGGACGCCCAGAUCGCCACCGGCGGCGUCAUUGACCCGCACUUGGGCUUCCACCUGCCCCUGGAGGUGGCCUACCAGCGGGGUUUCAUCAACAAGGACACGUACGACAUGCUGUCCGAGCCCAGUGAGGUGCGAAGCUACGUGGACCCGUCCACGGAGGAGAAGCUGAGCUACACGCAGCUGCUGAAGCGGUGCCGCCGGGACGAGGGCAGCGGGCUCCUGCUGCUCCCACUCUGCGACGCACGGAAGCUCACCUUCCGCGGCCUGCGCAAGCAGAUCACGGUGGAGGAGCUGGUGCGCUCGCAGGUGAUGGAUGAGGCCACUGCACAGCGCCUGCAGGAGGGACUCACCUCCAUCGAGGAGGUCUCCAAGAACCUGAAGAAGUUCCUGGAGGGCACCAGCUGCAUCGCUGGUGUCUUCGUGGACUCCACCAAGGAGCGGCUCUCUGUGUACCAGGCCAUGAAGAAGGGCAUCAUCAGGCCCGGCACCGCGUUCGAGCUCCUGGAGGCACAAGCAGCCACGGGCUACGUCAUCGACCCCAUCAAGGGCCUGAAGCUGACGGUGGAGGAGGCCGUUCGCAUGGGCAUUGUGGGCCCUGAGUUCAAGGACAAGCUGCUCUCUGCCGAGAGGGCCGUCACCGGCUACCGGGACCCCUACUCCGGGAAGCUCAUCUCCCUCUUCCAGGCCAUGAAGAAGGGGCUGAUCCUGAAGGACCAUGGGAUCCGGCUGCUGGAGGCCCAGAUUGCCACUGGCGGCAUCAUUGACCCCGAGGAGAGCCACCGCCUGCCUGUGGAGAUUGCCUACAAGAGGGGCCUCUUUGACGAGGAGAUGAACGAGAUCCUGCUGGACCCCAGUGAUGACACCAAGGGCUUCUUUGACCCCAACACGGAGGAGAACCUCACCUACCUGCAGCUCAUGGAGCGGUGCAUCACUGACCCGGAGACUGGCCUCUGUCUCCUGCCCCUGAAGGAGAAGAAGCGAGAGAGGAAGACGUCCUCCAAGUCCUCCGUCCGCAAGCGCAGGGUGGUCAUUGUUGACCCGGAGACGGGCAAGGAGAUGUCUGUGUACGAGGCCUAUCGCAAGGGCCUCAUCGACCACCAGACGUACCUGGAGCUGUCAGAGCAGGAGUGUGAGUGGGAGGAGAUCACCACCUCCUCCUCCGACGGCGUGGUGAAGUCCAUGAUCAUCGACCGGCGCUCGGGGCGCCAGUACGACAUCGAUGACGCCAUUGGCAAGGGCCUGAUCGACCAGUCGGCGCUGGACCAGUACCGCGCAGGCACGCUCUCCAUCACUGAGUUUGCGGACAUGCUCUCAGGCAACAUGAGCGGCUUCCGCUCACGCUCGUCCUCUGUGGGCUCCUCCUCUUCCUACAGUGUCAGCCCGGCACCAGUGAGGACGCAGAUAUCCAUGUGGAGUGACCCAACCGAGGAGACGGGGCCGGUGGCCGGCAUCCUGGACACAGACACCCUGGAGAAGGUGUCUAUCACCGAGGCCAUGCGCCGCAACCUCGUGGACAACAUCACGGGGCAGCGGCUGCUGGAGGCUCAGGCCUGCACCGGUGGCAUCAUUGACCCCACCACCGGUGACAAGUGCACCGUGGCUGACGCCGUGACCAAGGGCCUGGUGGACAAGAUCAUGGUGGACCGCAUCAACCUGGCGCAAAAGGCCUUCUACGGCUUCGAGGACCCGCGCACCAAGACGAAGAUGUCGGCGGCGCAGGCGCUCAAGAAGGGCUGGCUCUACUACGAGGCCGGGCAGCGGUUCCUGGAGGUGCAGUACCUGACGGGCGGCCUCAUCGAGCCGGACGUCGAGGGCCGUGUGUCCCUGGAUGAGGCGCUGCAGAAAGGCACCAUUGAUGCGCGCACGGCCCAGAAGCUGCGCGACGUCAACACCUACUCCAAGUACCUCACCUGCCCCAAGACCAAGCUCAAGAUCUCCUACAAGGACGCCAUGGACCGCAGCAUGGUGGAGGACGGCACCGGCCUGCGCCUCCUGGAGGCCUCCUCUCAAUCCAGCAAAGGUUACUACAGCCCCUACAACGUCAGCAGCGCCGGCUCCACGUCCGGCUCCCGCUCAGGCUCCCGCACCGGCUCCCGCUCUGGCUCCCGGCGCGGCAGCUUUGACGCCACCGGCUCCGGCUUCUCCAUGACCUUCUCUUCUUCCUCCUACUCCUCCUCGAGCUUCGGGCGCAGAUACACGACGGGUCCCACGGAGGCAGUGGCUGCCUUCACCUCCGCCUUGGUCUGGAGCUGCGGGAGGGAGGCAAGCGUGGAGCGCGCCGGGAUGCACCGGCUGCCGCUGCGCGUGGCCCGCCCCGGCACGGCCCCAGCACCGCGGCACUGCUGCCUCCACCGUAAGUGUGGUGGCACUGGCCCGACCGCGCUCCAGCACGUCGUCCGCCAAGAGCUGCUGCCGCCUCCGCCAGCCCACGGCCACCGCGCCUUGCUCCGGCACUGCCUGGGGUCUGCCACGUCUCUCCCCAGCGCCAGCGAGGGCGUCGCGGCACCUCUGGGCGAGCUCCUCACCUGGGUCUCUGGUGUCGGCAGCUUGUGGACGGGUUCGAGGGGACAUUGGGAUGCGGCGGUGGCUCGGCCGCGCUCACCGGCACAGUGGCGGCGCCGCGCCCGGGCCCUGACAUCCCGGUCCAUUGGCACCUCCAUUCUGGCGGGGCAGGAGCUGACCCCGUGGGGUCCUGGCACUGCCGUGUGGGGCAGCCACAGCAGCAGUGAAGGAUGUUCCAACCAGCAGCACCUCCACUGGGUUGUGGUGCAGCACGAUGGGGUUGGAGCAGUGUUGGAUGUGAUGCUAGAUGGUGAGCUGGAUGCGGGAUUGGAUGCGGUACUGGAUGUGGGAUUGGAUGUGGGGCUGGAUGCAGUGUUGGAUGGGGUGUUGGAUGCUAGGCUGGAUGCAAUGCUGGAUGCAGGGCUGAAUGCGGUGCUGGAUGUGGUACUGGAUGUGGGAUUGGAUGUGGGGCUGGAUGUGGUUUUGGAUGGCGUGUUGGAUGCUGGGCUGGAUGCAUUGCUGGAUGCGGGGCUGGAAGCAGUGCUGGAUGCGGGGCUGGAAACGGUGCUGGAUGAGGUACUGGAUGUGGGAUUGGAUGUGGGGCUGGAUGUGGUUUUGGAUAGGAGUUUGGAUGCUGGGCUGGAUGCAGUGCUGGAUGUGCAGCUGGAUGCGAUGCUGGAUGUGGGGUUGGAUGUGGUGUUUGAUGCUAGAGACGUGGGGUUGGAUGUGGUGCUGGAUGCGGUGCUGGAUGCGGGGUUGGAUAUGGGGUGGGAUGCGGUGCUGGGUACGGUGCUGGAUGUGGUGCUGGAUGCGGGGUCGGAUAUGGGGUGGGAUGUGGUGCUGGAUGUGGUGCUGGAUGUGGUGCUGGAUGCGGUGCUGGAUGCGGUGCUGGAUGUGGUGCUGGAUGUGGUGCUAGAUAUGGGGUGGGAUGUGGUGCUGGAUGUGGUGCUGGAUGCGGUGCUGGAUGCGGUGCUGGAUGUGGUGCUGGAUGUGGUGCUAGAUAUGGGGUGGGAUGUGGUGCUGGAUGUGGUGCUGGAUGCGGUGCUGGAUGUGGUGCUGGAUGCGGUGCUGGAUGCGGUGCUGGAUGUGGUGCUGGAUGUGGUGCUGGAUACGGUGCUGGAUGUGGGGUUGGACGUGGGGUUGGACGUGGGGUUGGACGUGGGGUUGGACGAGGGGUUGGAUGUGGUGCUGGAUGUGGUGCUGGAUGUGGGGUUGGAUAUGGGGUGGGAUGUGGUGCUGGAUGUGGUGCUGGAUGUGGUGCUGGAUGCGGUGUUGGAUGUGGUGCUGGAUGCGGUGCUGGAUGCGGGGUUGGACGUGGGGUUGGAUGUGGGGUUGGAUGUGGGGUUGGAUGUGGUGCUGGAUGUGGCGUUGGAUGUGGUGCUGGAUGUGGUGCUGGAUGUGGUGCUGGAUGUGGGGGCCAGGGCCCCAAGACCCUGCAACACCCGGCCAAAGGCUGUGCUGCUGCAGCUCCACACCAGUGUCUGCACCAUCAAGCCAGAGUCAGCUGUGCCGGUGAAUCCAUCCAUGUACCCCCUGCAGCCAGACCCCUGUGGCUGCUCCAUCGCUGGCACUGGCUGCCUGCACUGGCUGCAGCCCCACGGCACUGCUGAGGCCACCGGUGCCAGCGGACCCCCUGGAGCCAGCUUUGAGGGGUCAUCACUGGAUGGGGAGCCCAUGGCAAGGUACGGCAUGGCCGCGACGCUGCAGCAGGGCCUGCGUGUGCAUGGGGGCACUGCGGUGACCGGGAUCCUGCAGCAGGAGUGGGACACGGUGGGGAACAUCCAUGGGGUGAGCAAGGCUGCCACACGGCUGGAGGUGCAGCACCGGCUGCAGGCCCUGCGGCAUUGGCUGGAUGCAGUGGAGCGGCAGCUGCCAGCGCUGCAGCCGGGCGCUGUCACCUCCCUGACGCAGCUGUGGGGAGGCCCUGGCUCAGUGCAGGUGACCCCUGGGCAGCACCAGGGCGCAGGGCACUGCGGUGGCUCUGGUAACGUUCGUUCUCGUGGCUCGUUGCAGGCUGGAGCUGGUGCCGGUGCUGGUGCCAUGGGGAACUCAGUGACCCGGCCCGGCUGCCUGGGCCAGAGGCGCCGGCGCUCAGCAGAGGCACAGCUCCGGGACGCGGUGCCGGACACGGUGCAGAAUGGCUGGAGUGUGGCACCCGGUGCCACCGGGAGCCUGAAGCACAGCCCAGUGCUGGUGCAGAAUGGCAGCACUGCGUGUGUCCUGGUGCCAGGUGCAGCCUGGACACCCCCCACGCACCGUGGCACAUGGGGCUGGGCCCCUGGCACCCGGCGUGAAGUGACGGAGGUGACAGAGGUGACCGAGACCAUCGUCACCGAGAUCGUGGAGGUGACGCAGUACCCGGGCGCCGAGGCCCCGCUCACCGGCACUGGCACCACGCCGGCGGAACGCCGGGGGGACAGAGAUGCCACAGAGGUGGUGCCAGAGGAGGCUGCGUUGGCGGCACUGGUGUUGGUGGAUCGGGCUCAGGACACGCCAGAGGCGCUGCUGGCCUGGGUGGCUGACAUGGAGGAGCUGGUGGGCAACCAGAGGCCACCAUCAGCCGAGGCAAAGGUGGUGAAGGCGCAGCUGGAGGAGCAGAAGCUGCUGCAGCGGCUGCUGGAGGAGCGGCGGCCGCGCGUGGAGCUGGUGCUGCAGGAUGGAUCCGGGGCCCUGGUGCGUGACACCGGCACCGGCACCCUCGGCGAGAGGUGGGAGUGGCUGGUGCAGGAGGCAGGAGCCAGGUCAGGCCGCCUGGAGCAGAUCUUGCCGGCAGCGCUGCGCUUCCAGGAGGCCGCCGAUUCCUUCCAGGAGUGGCUGGGAGCCGCGGAGCGGAGGCUGGCGCAGCUCUGGCGCGCCGAUGGCUGUGGCGACAUGCAGGACGCCCAUCGGCAAAGCCAGGAGCUGUGCCAGGAGGUCGGUGCACGGCUGGGGGAGCUGGACAGUGCUUUGGCAAGUGGGCAGCAGGUCCUGACUAUGGUCACAGGGGAGGAGGUGCAGGUGGUGCAGGAGAAACUGGAGUCGCUGCGGACGCGGUACCUCAUCGUGUGCCGGAGCAGCGCCGAUGCCUCGCAGCGACUGGGGCAGACGCUGGAGGCCUCAGCCCGCCUGGACAUGGUGCAAGAUGACCUGGUGCUGUGGCUGAGCCGCAUGGAGCAGGAACCGGCCUGCAGUGAUGGCACUGACCAAGGAGAGCAGCUGGAGCAGCUCCUGGAGGCGCAGCUGGGCUGCACAACCGCACUCGCUGCGCUCAUGGAGCAGCCGGUGCCGGUGCCGCUGGAUGCUGCGGUGCUGCGUGCGCAGCUUGAUGAGCAGAAGCUGCUGUCAGCUGAGGUCCUGCACCGCCGUGCGCUGGUGGAGCGGCUGCUACGUGUCACCGACCCGCUGCUGCACUGCAUCCCCGACCCGCUGCGGCAGCGCCUGCAGCCAUCGGUGCAGGCGCUGCGAGAGCACAUGGAGCAGCUCUGGCAGCGCUGCAGUGCCCGCGGUGAGCAGCUGGAGCAGGCACAGGCACUGCUGGCGCAGUUCACGGAGGUGCAGGAGGAGCUGCAGCCCUGGCUGCGGGAGGCGCAGGCGGCCGCGCUGCAGCUCGCUCCCAGCACCAUCGACUGUGACGGUUUUAAGGAGCAGCAGCAGCUGCUGCAGAGCCUGCGCGAGGCCCUGGCUGAGCACCGACCGCUGCUGGGGAAGCUGCAGCGCGUUGCAGCACAGCUGCAGGAGCUGAGCCCGGAGCAGGCGGCACCAUUCCGGCAGCGCUGCAGCGAGGCUGAUGAGCUCUACAGCUGCAUCCGGCAGCGCCUGCGCCAGGCAGCCACGCUGCUUGAGGAUGCUCUGCCGCGGUACAGCCAGCUCUCAGAGCGCAUGGAUGUGCUGCGGGAGUGCCUGGAGCGGCUGCAGCGGCGCCUGCAGAGCCAGCCUGGCGCACGCGGCGACGCGGUGCAGCUGCGGGAGCAGCUCCAGGACAACGCACUGGCGCUGGCAGAGCUGGAGCAGCUCGGGGCUGCCCUGGCCACAGUUCAGGCGCAGGGCGAGGAGCUGCUGGGCAGCGUGCUGGAGGCCGGCUGCAGUGCCGCGGCUGCAGGGCUGCAGGAGAGGCCAGCGCAGCUGCAGGCUCAGUGGGGGUCCCUGCAGCGCCGGUGCCAGGAGCGGGAACGGUGGCUGCGGGACGUGCUACCGCUGGCAGAGCGGUUCUGGCAGGGCCUGGCCGAGCUGGCAGUGGCGCUAAGCGACACCCAGCACGUGCUGCUGGCGCUGGAGGAUGCUGGUGGUGACACCGAGGACACCCCAGAGCCUGAUACCAUCCGGGCCCGGCUGCGCUCCAUGCAGGUAUGGGCUGGGGCUGAGGGCAGUGUUGCAAUGCAGGCAGUGCUGCAAGAGCAGUGCCACAGCAUGGUCAGCCCCAUGGCACAGGCAGUGCUGCAGCAUGGGCAGAUCCAUUUCAUGAGUAGUCCAAUGGCACAGGCAUGGGCAGCCUCAUGGUUUUUGCAGCUUCGUGGCACAGUCAGUGCUGCAACAAGGGCAGCACUGUGGUGCAGGCAGCCCCACUGCCAUGGAGCACUGUGCCCAUGCACAUUGCAUGGGCAGUGGUGUAGCAUGGGCAGCCCCAUGGCACGGGCAGUGGCGCUGCGGGAGGAGCUGGACACGCUGCAGGUGGAGCUGGACGCGCUCGGCAGCGUUGGCGUGGAGCUGGCAGCCGCCUGCGGGGACCCCGGCAAACCCGACGUCACCCGGAGCAUGGACGAUCUCUACCGCUCAUGGCACAGCCUCAGCCAGGCCUGGGCCCGGCGCUUCGGCCGCCUCGAGGAGCAGCUCCAGGCUGCUGUCACCCACCAGGACACUGAGCAGCGUCUCUGCGGGUGGCUGGAUGCGGCCGAGCUGCGCCUGGCCGAGGAGUUCCUUGUCGGCGGGGACCUGCCGGUGCUGCAGCAGCAGCUGGUGGAGCUCAAGGAGUUCAAGCGGGAGCUCUACCAGUGCCGGGUGGAUGUGGAGACGCUGCGGCAGCACCAGCACCAGCCCGGCACGGGGGGCACGGCCAAGGGAGACCUGGCCCAGGGGGACCCAUCCCAGGGGGACCCCGCAGCCGCGCUUCCCGACUUCCGCCAGCGCUGGGACCGUCUGGAGGAGGAGAUCGUCAGCCGGCAGCACGAGCUGGAGGCGGCGCUGCUGGGGCUGGGGCAGUUCCAGCACCAGCUGCAGGAGCUGCUGCAGUGGCUGACGCGCACGGCCGAGACGCUGCAGAGCCCCGCGGUGCUGCGCCCCGACCUGCAGAGCUGCGAGAUCGAGCUGGCCAAGCACACGGUGCUGCGGAACGACGUGCUUUGCCACGCGCGCACGGUGCAGGCGGUGAAUGAGGCGGCGCAGGGGCUGCUGCUCUGCAGCAUGGGGCACAGCGAGGAGGGGUUGCAGCACAGCCUGCACCAGCUCAACCAGCGCUGGGAUCUGGUGCGCAGCGAGACCGAGACCCGACAGCUGCAGCUGGAGAACAACCUCAGCCAGGUCCAAGACAUUACACUGGAGAUCACGGAGCUGCUGCAGUGGCUGGAGCAGGUGGAGCUGCAGCUCUUCUUCUCGAAGCCAGUGUGGGGCCACCCGGACACCACCAAAGAGAUGCUCACGGUGCAUCUGGAGCUGUGCAGGGAGCUGGAUUCCAAGCAGGACACGUACAGCAGCCUGCGGGAGCGGCUGCAGCGGCUGCUGGGCCCCAGCGGCGUGGGGCAGCCCUGCAGCACGGAGCACGGGCUGCGCCUGCUGCAGCACAAGUGGGAGAGCGUCCGUGCCGAGGCGCAGGAGCGGAAGGAGAGCCUGGCCGAGGGGGUGACCGUCAGCACCGAGUUCCACGGCACCGUGCAGGAGCUGCUGCGCUGGGUGGCCCAGGCAGAGGAGCAGCUCGGGGACCCCGCGCCGCCCAGCUUCGUCCUUGACACCGUCACCGCGCAGCUGCAGGAGCACAAGGCAAGAGCCAGGCCGGUCCCGGGGCCACGCUGGGCCCUGGGGCUGCUGAGGGCUCCCCAGCAGCAGCAGCAGCCGCAGUGCAAGGGAUGCCUCCGGCUCGUGGGGCUCCCGGCACAGGCUGAGCUGCGCCCGCUCCCCUCCCCUCAGGUGCUGGUGAGAGAGGCGAGUGCCCAUGGGGAGAAGCUGGCCGGCCUGGAGGCUGUGGCCGCUCGCUUGAGGGACUUCAGCAGGAAGCAGGACGGGGCCGUGAUCCAGAACAUGGUGCUGUCGGCCAAGGAGCGGCUGGGGAAGGUGCUGCAGCGGCUGGCGGAGCGCGGCACCGUGCUGGAGGAGGCUCGAAAGCGCAGCAAGCAGUUCACCGAGUCCCGGCAGCUGCUCCUGGACUGGAUGGGUGAGGCCGAGCAGAGCCUGGAGGUGCCUUCGGACACCACCACGAGCCAGGAGGAGCUCAAGUCCCGGCUGGCUGAGCACAAGGCGUUCCAGAAGGUUCUGCGCUCAAAGCGGCCGGUGCUGGAGGCCACGCUGCGGAGCGGACGGGCGCUGCGGGAGGGGGCCCGGCUGGACCAGGACCUGCAGCCUCUGGAGGAGCUGCUGCGGGACCUGAAGGAGCGCUGGGAUGCGCUGUGCAGCCUUGCUGCCGAGAGGCAGCACCAGCUGGAGGAGAGGCUGCUGCUGUCGGGGAAGUUCUCGGAGGCGCUGCAGGCGCUCCUGGACUGGCUGUACCGCGCCGAGCCGCAGCUCAGCGAGGACGCGCCCGUCGGUGGCGACCGCGACCUGGUCAGUGACCUGAUGGACAAGCACAAGGUUUUCCAGAAGGAACUGGGCAAACGCGCUGGCUGUGUGCGGGCGCUGACGCGCUCGGUGCGGGACCCGGCGCGCGGUGACUCGCCGUGGCUGCAGCGGCAGCUGGAGGAGCUGAGCACGCGCUGGGACCUGGUCUGCCGCCUCUCCCUGGGCAGGCAGGCGCGGCUGGAGGCAGCGCUGCGCCAGGCUGAAGAGUUCCACAGCCUGGUGCAGUCAUUCCUGCGCCGCCUUGGCGAGUCGGAGCAGAGCCUCAAGUACGGCGCCAUCCCCGAGGAGGAGGCGGCCGUGCAGCAGUGCCGUGACCUGCUGCAGGAGCUGCUGCAGUCGCUGCAGUGCCAGCAGCUGGAGCUGGAGUGCAUCACCUCACUGGGGGAGGAGAUCCUGUCCUCCUGCCACCCUGACUCCGUUGUCACGAUCAAGUCCUGGAUCACCGUCGCCAAGAGCCGCUUCCAGGAGGUGCAGCGCUGGGCGCAGCAGCAGGGUGAGCGGCUGCAGGCGCAGGCGUCGCGGCUGGUGGCCGAGCGGGAGGAUGCGGCGCAGCUCCUGGAGUGGAUGGCGGCAGCCGAGGAGGCGCUGGGGCUGCGGGACACGGAGCCGCUGCCACAGGAGGUGGAGCCACUGCAGGAGCUCAGCGCACAGCAUGCGGUCUUCAUGGAGGAGCUAAACCGCAAGCAGCCUGAUGUGGAGAAGGUGACCAAGAGCUGCAAGCAGAAGCUGGCCGUGGAUCUGGGCCCACCAGUUGCACGCCGACUGGCCACGCGGCGCCGCAGCACAGGGAAGGCAAUGGCGGAGCUACCCGGGGCGCCAGAGCCCCAGAGCCCGCUCACAGCGCAGGUCCUGCAGCGCUGGCAGCAGCUCUGGCUCCUGGCGCUGGACCGGCAGUACCGGCUCGAGACGGCCCUGCAGCGCCUGCGGGAGCUGGAGGAAUUUGCUCACUUCGACUUUGGGGUCUGGCGCAAGCGCUACAUGCACUGGAUCGGGCAGAUGAAGUCCCGUGUCCUCGACGUCUUCCGAGGCAUUGACCGGGACCAGGACGGGCGCAUCAGCCAGAGGGAGUUCAUAGAGAGCGUCCUCUCCUCCAAGUUCCCCACCAACGUUCUGGAGAUGAACACUGUUGCCAGCAUCUUUGACAUGAACGGCGAUGGCUUCAUCGACUACUGUGAGUUCGUCAGUGCCCUGCACCCCAACCGGGACCUGCUGCGCCGCGGCGCCGAUGCUGACCAGAUCCAGGAUGAGGUGAACCGGCAAGUGGCCCAGUGCAACUGUGCCAAGCGGUUCCAGGUGGAGCAGAUCAGUGCCAACAGGUACCGGUUUGGGGAGUCGCAGCAGCUGCGGAUGGUGCGCAUCCUGCGCAGCACCCUCAUGGUGCGGGUCGGUGGCGGCUGGAUCGCGCUUGAUGAGUUCCUGGUGAAGAACGACCCCUGCAGAGUGAAGGGAAGGACCAACCUGAAGAUCAAUGAGAAGUACCUGGGCGCGGAGGCCUUCGGGGCGGGCGCAGGCAGUGCCUCGUCACCCUCAUCCAAAGCGCUGUCCCCGACCCGCUCCAGCUCCAGCCUCAGCCUCUACAGCAGCGCCUCGGCCCCCUGCAGCCCCCUGGCCAGGAAGUCGGUGCAGCGCAGGACGCGCUCUGGUGACCGGUGCCCCCGCGCCCGCGGCUCCCUCCUGCCCGACGCCGCCGAGCUGCAGCUCCCCGUGGCCGAGCAGAGCCUGGCUGCCGCAGCGGCAGAGCCCCCCGAGGGGUCCCCCCCACAGCGGUGCAGCCCCUGCCGCUGACCCCCUGCACCAGCACCCUCAGCCGGCCCCACUCAGGACCCUCCUGUCCGCCGGAGGAUAGCAGAGCUGCAGCCAUGUGCCCACAGGUCUGACCUGCACUGCUGCUGCAGCAUGUAUGCAACCCCCUGCCCCACAGCACCCCCCCUGCCCCACAGCACCCCUCUGAUCCACAGCACCCCCGUGCCUCACAGCAACCCCCUGGUCCAGCUGCUGCAGCCCCUGCCCCACUGCAGCCCCGCUGAUGUGCUCCAAGUGCCCGCUGCAGCCGCAGCAUUUGGGGCAGUGGGGCUGGGGCAGGCCAGACACCACCGUGAUGGGCUCUACCCCUUGGGGUGGCUGCCGGUGCCGUUGGUGCUGGGUUGGGGGUUCCCCCCAUGCCCUCAGUGCUGGGUUAGGGGUCCCCCCAGUGCCAUCAGUGCUGGGUAGGGCGUUUCCCCCAUCCCGCUGCCCACACCCCAGUGGGCCGUGGCCGGGCUCAGUGCCUUCCCUGGCGGCGCAGCCCCGGUUCUGGUGCUACCCCCCUUCCCUGUCGGUACCUGCGCUAGGGCUCUGGCUGCAGCCACCCUGAUCCCAGUGGGGCAGGGGCUGCCGGGGGGGUCCUGCACCGCACUGCACCCCCCGGCACAGGUCCCAGCCCCGCUGCCGCAUGCUGCCACCACCCCCUAACCGAAGAGCAGUAGAGCUGAAUGUAACCCCGGCCCGCCAGCACCAAUAAACAGUAGAUGGUUUUCUAUGAGUG
Molecule: messenger RNA, 23218 nt
Organism: Pezoporus occidentalis (night parrot)
Lineage: Eukaryota; Metazoa; Chordata; Aves; Psittaciformes; Psittacidae
Gene: PLEC
Product: plectin
Exons: 79
Coding region: 49-22479 (7476 amino acids)
Biological process (GO): wound healing; hemidesmosome assembly; intermediate filament cytoskeleton organization
Cellular component (GO): cytoplasm; hemidesmosome; intermediate filament
Molecular function (GO): microtubule binding; structural constituent of muscle; calcium ion binding
Source: RefSeq, a predicted model, not a curated record